AUGUCCACGAGAUACAGUCGACUCCUUUCGAACUUUACUAGGUUCCGCAAAUUUUCCACAAAUUUUGCGAAGAUUCCUCUAACUGAAUCCCUUCCUAAUUUCGAUACUAAUUCUGUCUCUUCGUUGCUAUCCCGCAAAUCUUCUGCUCACAUUACUAAGCUAUCGAAUGGCUUGACUGUUGCAUCUCAAGAUAAUCUCGGAAUACAGUGCACUUUAGGAGUUGUUGUAAAAGCCGGGCCUCGUUAUGAAAGUGGAACAAUCAGUGGGGUUUCGCAUUAUCUUGAAAAACUCGGAUUCCAUUCUACCGAUCGUUUUAAGGAUCGAGAUGCUAUUCAAUCAAAAAUGGAGUCCUGUAGCGCAAUAUUUGAUUGCCAAAUUUCGAGAGAUUUCAUUGCUUAUGCCAUCUCAGGGAUAAAUUCUCAUCUUAGCGAUCUUGUGAAUGUUCUUUCUGAAACUGUUCUUCGUCCGAAGUUGAGCGGAGAAGAGAUUGAUAUGGCUGCCAGAGUGGUUGGUUUUCAAUUGGCCACUCUCGAUAUGGCUCCUCCCACUGAACCGAUAUUGAACGAUCUUGUACAUUCUUGUGCUUAUCAUGGUUCUAACACCCUGGGAUUUCCACGAUACUGCCCUCCAGAAUCAAUAGGAAAAAUCACUCGCCAAGACCUCAUAAAAUUCAUGGCUUCCUACUAUAGGCCUGAACGAAUGGUUAUCGUUGGAGUAGGUGUAGAUCACGCCGAGCUGCUGAAAAGUGUCGAAGCCUCUUUUCUGCCUUGGGAGACUACCUAUGGGAAGGAAGUGCCGGAAAGCGAACUUCUGAAACUUGAUGAUUCGACCCCAAUUUAUUACGGAGGCGAAAUUACUUUGGCUAGAGACCUCUCGCAGUACCACGCACCGAUGCCGGAGUUCGCCCAUUGUGUGAUCGGUUUGGAGGGUUGUGGCUCGCAGCACCCCGACUUUGUGGCCUCCUGCCUUCUCAAUUCCCUUUUGGGCGGUGGUGGCUCAUUCUCCGCUGGCGGACCCGGGAAAGGCAUGUACUCCAGGCUAUACACCAAUGUCCUCAAUCAAUAUCACUGGGUGAACUCUGCUCAAGCGACCAAUCACGUGUACGCAGACGCAGGUAUCUUCACUGUGACCGGUAGUGCAGAGCCAUCAAAUUUGCAUCAGUUGAUACGAGUUUUGGUGAACGAACUACGCUACACUGCUGAAGCACCCAUUUCUGAGGAAGAACUUCAGAGAGCCAAAAAUCAGCUGGAGUCUAUGUUACUAAUGAAUCUUGAGAUGCGCCCAGUGGCCUUUGAGGACAUGGCUCGGCAAAUUCUUGCUUCUGGUGAAUGGAAAGACCCCGAAUACUGGGUCGAACGAGUUAACGCCGUAACAGCCGACGACCUCCAGCAACUCCUGUCUAGAAUGCUGCAAUCUCCACUCACUCUGGCUGGAUUUGGACGCAUGUCAAAUUGGCCAAAAUUCGCUGAAAUUCAAGCGGAAAUCGCUGCUCCACUCUCUAAACGCCAAGGUUUUAGAAAAUCCCUUUUCAGGCGAUUUAUGUGA
Messenger RNA from Rodentolepis nana, 1545 nucleotides. Lineage: Eukaryota; Metazoa; Platyhelminthes; Cestoda; Cyclophyllidea; Hymenolepididae. The record is from the annotation of a GenBank genome assembly.